UCCCUCUCACACCAGUGUGCCAGAGGCGCUUGGGGGACUCUGUCCUCCCACCUGCACCAGCAGAAGAUCAAUAACCCCUUUAGAAAUGACACUUACCCAGCCUCUGUUUCCUUCUCCCCCUGCCUCCCUCUCCCUUCUCCCGCUGCAGACGGCUCCGUUCACUGGCAGAGGCCUGGGAAGCAGCCUGAGGCCGAUCUCCCCUUCUAUCACCCCCGGGCUCCCUCUGCUGAGGUGGAGAUGACGUCCUACGUGCUCCUGGCUUACCUCACCGUGCGGCCGGAACUGUCCCGGGAUGACCUGUCGUCGGCAGCUCAAAUCACAAAGUGGAUCAGCAAGCAGCAGAAUCCCAACGGGGGCUUUUCCUCCACCCAGGACACGGUGGUGGCGCUCCAGGCCUUGUCCAAAUACGGAGCCUCAACCUACGCCCAGAGUGGAGGAGCCUCCACAGUGACCCUGCAAUCCACAGGGAACUUCCAGACCCAGUUCCAGGUGGAUCACACCAACCGUCUUCUGCUCCAGCGUGUGGCACUGCCAGAAGUGCCAGGGGACUACAGCAUGGGGGUAACAGGAGAAGGGUGUGUCUACAUGCAGACCAGCCUCAAGUACAAUGUGCUCCCCAAGCCAGACGAGGCGCCGUUCACACUGGAAGUGCACACGGUCCCCCAGACGUGUGACAGCCCCAGGGCCCACAAGACUUUUGACAUCGCCAUAAACAUCAGCUACACAGGGAAACGUCCCGUCUCCAACAUGGUCAUCGUCGACGUUAAGAUGCUGUCAGGAUUCAUCCCUGUGAAGCCAUCAGUGAAGAAGCUGGAAGGAAAGCACCACAUCCACCGCACAGAACUGAGCGCCAACCACGUGCUGCUGUACAUGGAGCAGGUGAGCAACGUGACUCAGAGCUUCUCCUUCGCAGUGGAGCAGGACUUCCCUGUGCAGAGUCUGAAGCCGGCGCUGGUGAAAGUCUACGAUUACUACGAGACGGAUGAAUUUGCCAUCGCGGAGUACGGCGCCCCCUGCAGCAAAGCGGGAGUCGAGCAGAGCAACGUGUGAGGGAUGGAGCCGUGUUCCGAGCCUCCGGCAUCCCCCCGGCUUGUGCCCUGCGCAGGCUGAGGUGGUUGGAUGGGUCGACAGAGAGGAAACAGCAGCCAGGAAAGGGAAACGAGUCUCACAAAUAAAUGAAUUUAUCAACCUGA
Molecule: messenger RNA, 1193 nt
Organism: Pelodiscus sinensis (Chinese soft-shelled turtle)
Lineage: Eukaryota; Metazoa; Chordata; Testudines; Trionychidae
Source: RefSeq, a predicted model, not a curated record